AAGCACCUGUGAGCGAUGCUUCUGUCCCCAGCUACGCGGGUUUCAGUUGCAUAUGACGGACAACAACUCCCAAGAAAUAAUCCGGAUGUCCCGUGACUUCAAAUGCUGCAUUGGUUGCUGCUGGUGUGCCGGGGGCUGCUGUCAGAUGGUCCUCAACGUGGAGGCACCUGUGGGGCGUCUUGUUGGGAGGAUCAAGACAAGUUCUUCGAGUUGUGUGCGUCUUUAUUCCAUUGAACUACGCAUCAGAUCACCACCGGGUAUGGAUAUGCGGUCCAUCAUUGAUGUAAUCAACUCCAAAUGCAGUCCGCACAUGCAGGUAUUUGACGCCGCAGAUAACCACCUGUAUACUCUCUGGGCUCCCUGCUGUCCCUGCCAGUGUCCUAUCUGCUGCGAAGAUGAUAUCAACGUUCCGAUCACUGACCCCUCUCUGACCCAGCGGGUCGGUAACAUUGCCAAGGUGUGGCGCGGUUGCUGCAGAGAGGCAUUCACUGAUGCAGACUCCUAUAGGCUUACCUUUCCAGCAGACAUGUCCCUUGAUAGUAAAGUCCUGUGCAUUGGUGCUGCAUUCAUGGUGGAGUACCUCAAUGAGUCCCAAGAGGAGAAUUAACAACGGCAAACAAGAAAGAACCUGCGAAUAACUGACAAUCAAUUAUAAAGAGGAACAGUGUAAGAGAAUAAUCACAUACAUUAUAAACAUGCAACUUUAGCAAGCAGAAAUCUUUAGUGUAUCUUAUCUGUAUACAUUGUUUACGUGUAACCAUAGAAUCGAAAGCACCCUACAUAUACAGUAGUAUAUUAUAUAUUCUUGUUUAUAAACAGUUAAACAUAUACAAAGUAUUUUUCACAUUUUAUUGUGUAUGUUUCAUAUAUUUGUGUAGCCUUAUCAUUUUUAUCUUAUCAGAUGUGUCAUUUAUUAAACACCAAUAUUGUUAUACAAUAAUGAAAAUUAUUUUUGGAGCGUAAUGGUGUUAGCAAUGUGCGGCAAAUCUCAUCUUUAAAAUGUUCACAAGAAUAAUGCGUGCCUUUCAUAUCUACCUUUUACUUUUAACAUUACUCUUCAAUGCACGCAUUUAUGUAUACUGAAUAGAUUUUCAUGCAAUUUAUUCGAAAUUUGAAUUGUUGUGGUUCAUGUUCAUUUAAUUGUUAUUUAUAUUUCAAUGUGACUUUAGCAAGCCUUGC
Messenger RNA from Dreissena polymorpha, 1179 nucleotides. Its product is annotated as phospholipid scramblase 2-like. Gene Ontology annotation, biological process: plasma membrane phospholipid scrambling. Lineage: Eukaryota; Metazoa; Mollusca; Bivalvia; Myida; Dreissenidae. The record is from RefSeq and is a predicted model, not a curated record. The coding region runs from base 53 to 607 and encodes 184 amino acids. The transcript is spliced from 7 exons. Gene Ontology annotation, cellular component: plasma membrane. Gene Ontology annotation, molecular function: phospholipid scramblase activity.